AUGGAUCCCUUGUCUUGGCCAUCAGAACCUAACAGCUUUCGACGUUUCACUCCUGAGUCCCUGAAAGCAAUUGAGGAGAGAAUUGCUAAGAAGAAAAAUCAGCAAAAAGAAGUUAAAAGGGAGAAUAAGGACCAAGGAAUUGAAGAAGAAAAGCUUACUCCUCAGCUUGAUCUGAAAACCUACAAAACGCUGCCAUCUCUGUAUGGGGACCUCCCUGCAGAGCUCAUUGGUGAACCACUGGAGGAUUUUGAUCCAUACUACAGUGAUCACAAGACUUUUAUGGUGAUAAAUAAACACAGGACUAUUUUCCGGUUUACUGCCACACCUGCCCUGUGUAUAUUUGGUCCUUUUAAUCCAGUCAGAAAAACAGCAAUUAAGAUUAUGAUCCAUUCAAUUUUUUUUGCCAUUAUUACAUGUACCGUGUUACUCAAUUGUGCUGUUAUGACCCAACCUCAGCUUCUGGAAUCACUCAACUGGACUGAAUAUGUUUUUACUGCCAUAUAUUCUACUGAAAUAGGGAUUAAAAUAAUGGCAAGAGGAUUUGUUUGGAAUGAAUUUACCUUUCUUCGAGAUCCAUGGAACUGCUUGGAUCUUUCUAUUAUUAUUGUAAUGUAUAUUACAAUCUUUCAAAGUACAGGCAAUGUUUCAGCUCUUCGAACUUUCAGAGUACUGAGGACUUUGAAAGCUAUUUCAGUAAUACCAGGUCUGAAAGUCAUCGUAAAUUCACUUGUUGAAUCUGUUAAGAAACUUGCUGAUGUGUUGAUCUUGACUUUAUUUUGCUUGAGUGUAUUUGCUCUAAUAGGCCUCCAGCUUUUUAUGGGCAAUUUAAAAUCCAAAUGUGUCCUCAAUACAGCUGUGUACAAUGACUCAGUAUGUGUAGAUCCCAAGAUAUAUACAAGAAAUAGUACAGGUAAAUUUUCUUCUUUUCUCUCUUUACAUAAUCUAGUGAAUAACUCUUCUGAAAUAUUGCUCUGUGGGUACAGUUCAGAGCCCAAGUAAUGCCCCAACAGCUAUAAUUGCACGAAUAUUGGGAAGAAUCCUGACUUUGGUUAUACAAGUUUUGAUCAUUUUGGCUGGGCCUUCCUUUCUGUAUUCCGUGUGAUGACACAGGAUAACUGGGAGCGUCUCUACAGACAAACUAUCCGUACCUCUGGAGUGACCUGCAUUUUUUUUUUUAUGGCUGUCAUCUUUUUCUGCUCAUUUUAUCUCUUCAAUCUGAUCUUGGCUGUAGUAACUAUGGCAUAUGAAGAGCAAAACAGAGCUACUCUUGCUGAAACAGUGGCAAAGAAAAAACUGCUUCAGGAUGCCCAACAAAUUAUAGAGAAAGAACAGGUGGCUGCAGGAGAAAGCAGUGAGGCCUCACAUGUCCGAUCUGAAAUGCCAGUCGCUGACUUGAAGAAUUCAAAAGGAAAAGAGUUUGAAAAAGAAGCACCUGUUUUAAGACAAGACUUAAUUUUAGGUGAUCAGGACAAAGAGGAGCAGAGGCAGAUCCUGAUGUCCUAUGAUGUGUCAGUGGACUCUAUUAAUGAUCCUCUGCGCCGACAGAGGUUAAUGAGUGCAGCCACUAUUAUUACAGAUAAUUCACAAUCAAAACCGAAAUGUCCUACAUUUUGGAAGUGUUUUGCUCAGAAGUAUCUAAUUUGGAAUUGUUGUCCAUUCUGGAAAGCAGUAAAAGAGAAGGUGCAAUUGGUAAUUUUGGAUCCGUUUGUUGAUCUCUUAAUCAUGGUUUGCAUUGUCUUGAAUACCUUGGCUAUGGCUAUGGAGUACCCUGGCAUGCCACCCAAUUACCAAAUAAUGAUCUAUAGAAGUGACAAGGUCUUCACCCUGAUUUUUACAGUAGAAAUGAUCUUGAAAAUAAUUGCUCUAGAUCCUUACUACUAUUUUCAGAAAAAGUGGAAUGUUUUUGAUAGCUUGGUUGUUUUGAUUGGCCUAUUAAGCUUUGAAGCAAAUCUGUCAUAUUUAAGGCUGCUCAGAAUCUUCAAGUUGGCAAAGUCCUGGCCAGCCUUAAACACUCUUAUGAGAAUAAUUCUAAACUCAUUUGGUGCCCUGAGUAACCUCACUCUGGUUUUGGCUAUCACUGUAUUUAUUUUUGCUGUGGUAGGAAUGCAGUUUUUGAGUGGUGACUACAAGAAUAAUUUCUGGAAAAUAAGCACCAGUAAAAAUUUGCGCUGGCAUAUGAAGGAUUUUAGUCAUUCACUCCUGAUUAUAUUCCGAAUAUUAUGUGGAGAAUGGAUUGAAACCAUGUGGGAAUGUAUGGAAGUGGCUGGAAAAGCGAAAUGUCUUACCAUUUUCUUGCUAGUCCUGGUGAUAGGAAACCUGGUGGUGCUCAACCUAUUCAUUGCCUUGCUGCUGAGUUCAUUCAAUACUGAUGCCCCAGAGGGACAAGAGGAGCCUGAAGAAGGGACUAAAUGUCAGAUUGCAAUUGCACGGAUUUGCAAGGGCCUGAAGUCUGUGAAGGACAGAAUUUUGGAUCUUUCAGCAGAGACUCACACAUACACAGGUGAUGAUGAGCACAUUGUAUGCACAAAAAAAGAAUACAGGAAAGAGGGAGAUAGAUUAAGGCAUAGAGAACCGUUCCGGCAUUCAAGCAGCUUCAAUCAGAUUUCUGGGACUCCUGAAACUGUAAAUGUUUACACAGUAACACACAAAAAAAAAGAACAAAAAGAGAAACGUCGCUGUUCUGUAGCCAGCACUGCAGAUCCAGUUGUUCUUCUGGAGAUGUUUUCCCAGCCUGAAAACUCACAUCUGCCUAAGAACUGUUUUUCAGAAAGCUGUGUUAAAUGGUUCCCAUGUUGUACAGUGGAUAUCACUAAGUCUCCAGGAAGAAUCUGGUGGAAUUUCAGAAAAAACUGCUACAGAAUUGUUAACCAUAGCGGGUUUGAAUAUUUUGUGAUUUUUAUGAUAAUAUUGAGCAGUGCAGCACUGGCAUUUGAAGAUAUUCACCUGCAGAAGAGAAAAAAAGUGAAAAUUAUCCUAGAAUAUGCUGAUAAAAUAUUUACCUACGUCUUUUUUAUGGAGAUGCUUCUGAAAUGGGUAGCUUAUGGUUUGCACAGUUAUUUCACAAAUUCCUGGUGUUUGCUUGACUUUGCCAUUGUAUGUGUAAGUAUUAUAUUCAGCUUGUCAUACAUUUUGAACUGGACACAGUACUCAGCACUGGGCAGCCUGAAAUCUCUAAGGACUUUGAGAGCAUUGAGGCCUCUACGAGCUCUGUCAAGAUUUGAGGGGAUAAAGGUUGUUGUGAAUGCACUCUUCGGAGCUAUCCCCUCAAUCAUCAACGUUCUGCUCGUCUGUGUUGUCUUUUGGCUCCUGUUUAACAUUGUAGGAGUAAAAUGGCUUGGAAAAAGAUUUUCAAAAUGCAUAUUAGAGGACAAAAAUGUCAAUAUUAGCAACAAAAGUGAUUGUACUUUCCAUGGUGGAAAAUGGACAAAUAACAUUGUAAACUUUGAUAAUGUUGGGAUGGGAUACUUGGCUCUUCUCCAAGUGGCGACUUUUAAAGGUUGGAUGGACAUUAUGUAUGCAGCAGUGGAUUCACGUGGGAUCGAUGAACAGCCGACGUUUGAAGCAUGCUUACCCAUGUAUAUAUACUUCGUGGUUUUCAUUAUUUUUGGAUCUUUUUUCAUGCUGAAUCUUUUCAUUGGAGUGGUUAUCAGCAAUUUUAACCAACAAAGGAAAAAGAUAAGUGGAAAGGAUCUAUUUUUGACAGAGGAACAGAAAAAGUACUAUAAUGCCCUAAAAAAACUUGGGUCCAAGAAGCCUCAAAAACCCAUCCCAAGACCAUCGAAUGCAUUCCUAGGACUGCUGUUUGAUAUUGUGUCGCACAAAGCAUUUGACAUCACCAUUGUGAUUUUCAUCUGUCUAAAUAUGGUUGUUAUGAUGGCAGAAAAUAACGAGAACAGCAUCAAGCCUUCCCUGAAUAAAAUCAACUAUUUUUUUGUGGUGGUGUUUGCUGCGGAAUGCGUCAUAAAGAUACUGGGCCUAAGGCAGUACUACUUCAGAAGCGGCUGGAACCUGUUUGACUUUAGUGUUGUGGUUCUUUCAAUAGUUAGUAUUGGAGUUUCUGAAGCCUUUGAAAAUUUAUUCUCUCCUACGGUUUUGAGAACUUUUCGUUUGGCACGAAUUGGUCGAAUCCUGAGAUUAGUUCGAAAAGCUAGAGGAAUUCGAACUCUUCUUUUUGCAUUACUGAUGUCUCUCCCUGCACUGGUCAACAUUGGUCUUUUGCUUUUUCUGAUUAUGUUCAUUUAUGCCAUUGUGGGCAUGGCAAAUUUUGCCUGUCUUCCCUUUGAAGGUGGGAUUGAUAACAUUUUCAACUUUCAAACCUUUUGUGGUAGCAUUCUCUGUCUCUUCCAAAUUACGACGUCAGCGGGCUGGGAUAGCCUUUUGGCCCCUGUGUUAAAAGAAUCAGAUACAUCAGAUACGUGUGCUCCUGGAUUAAAUUUAAAAGGCAAACAGAAAACAAGUUGUGCAAAUAUGUGGGUUGGUAUUUUAUAUUUUGUAAGCUAUGUCAUUCUAUCAUUUCUCAUUGUUGUAAAUAUGUACAUAGCUGUCAUUUUAGAGAACUUCAGUGUUGCCACUGAAGAAAGCACAGAUCCUCUUUGUGAGGAUGACUUUGAUAUGUUUUAUGAGACUUGGGGAAAAUUUGAUCCUCUGGCAACACAGUUUAUUGAAUAUUCUGCUCUUUCAGACUUUGCAGAUGCUCUGGCAGAGCCCUUGCGCAUUCCAAAGCCUAAUAAAAUUCAGCUCAUAGCCAUGGACCUCCCUAUAGUUAGUGGAGAUAAGAUCCACUGCCUUGAUAUCUUGCUUGCUUUCACUAAAAGGGUCUUGGGAGAAUCUGGAGAUUUGGAUAGUCUUGAAUUGCACAUGGAAGAAAACAUUGUGGUGGCCAAUCCACGUAAAAGUUUUCACAAGCCAAUUUCUUCUACUCUUAAAAGAAAACAAGAGGAGGUAUCAGCUCUUAUUAUUCAAAGGGCCUUCAGGAGGCAUUUGGUAGAGCGUUCUUUUAAGAAUACAUCUGUUUUACACCAUCGUAAAGAUUGUAACAGCACUGUCUCUGGAGAAGAAACACAGGACAAGCAAAGUCUUAUUGAAUCAAUGCAUACUGAAAAUAGUGGUAGGAAGCUAGAUAAGCCACGGCCUGCUUCUUCCAUAUCUCUCCCUUUAUUUUAUGAUGGUAUUGCUAAAACAGAUAGCAAUAAGCUGGACACAUAA
This is a messenger RNA of Acanthisitta chloris (rifleman), 5205 nucleotides long. RefSeq names its product sodium channel protein type 5 subunit alpha-like. The record is from RefSeq and is a predicted model, not a curated record. The transcript has 28 exons. NCBI's taxonomy places the organism in Eukaryota, Metazoa, Chordata, Aves, Passeriformes, Acanthisittidae. Gene Ontology annotation, molecular function: protein binding; voltage-gated sodium channel activity. Gene Ontology annotation, biological process: sodium ion transmembrane transport; neuronal action potential; membrane depolarization during action potential. Gene Ontology annotation, cellular component: voltage-gated sodium channel complex; plasma membrane; axon.